Messenger RNA from Juglans regia (Persian walnut), 2464 nucleotides. RefSeq names its product translation initiation factor eIF-2B subunit delta-like. The coding region runs from base 202 to 2142 and encodes 646 amino acids. NCBI's taxonomy places the organism in Eukaryota, Viridiplantae, Streptophyta, Magnoliopsida, Fagales, Juglandaceae. The record is from RefSeq and is a predicted model, not a curated record. The transcript is spliced from 7 exons.
AUAAAAAUAAAGGAGAGGACAAGCUUCUUCAAGUUCAAACCCCCCCCCUCUCUCUCUCUGCAACUUCCCAAAAUCAAAACCCUCGCAACAAUGUACUAACCUUAAUUCUCCUCUAUCUAUGGCCUUUAAUCCUUAUUUUUUUUAAUUUCCUUCACUUCCAAAACCCUAGCCGGUUUAUCCGACUCCCACCACCCCUGUUCAAUGGACGCCCGUCGACCCUCCCGAGCCAUCACUGACCCUAUGAUCCGCCGCGUUGGGUUCUUUACCCCCACCGGGAACAGCCAACUGCUACGGGCACACUCCAACCCUGCCGGCUCGGAUUCCCCCCCGCUCGCCGACUCUCCCGCUGGAAACUCGCUCUCCCCGGUCAUGAUCCCCCCGCCGCGUCACCUCUCUGACCGUACGCCCUCCGUGCCGGUUCCUGAGACCGGAUUACGCCAGGAUAGUGAACACGUGCGGGUCGGGAGCUACAACCCGUCCGAAUCCCUGCUGGGCUCGUCUCCAUCGGGCGGGAUCGCUUUGGCGGGAGGAGCAUUCUCCGAGGAGUCGGAUGGGUGGUACGGGCAGAACGAGGUGCGUAAGCACUCUCCGAAUCUUCUCGAUACCACUCUGGGGAAGGCUCCGGAUUAUCUGUCCGGUACUUCUGCUCCCCCGAGGCUUGAAAAAUUGAAGAAGUCUGCCCAAGUGCCCGUAAAGAGUGGUAAGGCUGACGUGGAAGGGCAAAAUGAAAUGCAAUCUAGUUUGAAGCCACUGAAAAUGAAAACAUCCAAAGCUGAAAGGCGUGCCUUGCAGGAGGCCCAAAGAGCUGCAAAAGCUUUGGCAAAAGAGGGCGAUAAAUCUGCUGCUGUAUCUGGGGGAGCAGCUCCAAAAAAACCUUUGAAGCUGCCAUCACAGAAGAAAGAUGGUCCUCCAGUCUCAUCUUCAAUUGCAGCUUCUGACAAGAAAGGAGGUGAUCGUCCACCUGAUAAAGAAAGGAAGAAAGACGUUCCUCCUCCACGCAUGCAAUUUGAUGAUAAGAACCGUGUGGAGAAGGCUAAAAGACGUGCAGUGUUCAAUCAAACUGAAGCUAGAAAUAGAGUUGAAUUGUUUCGGCAUUUGCCUCAGUAUGAACAUGGAACUCAGCUUCCUGAUCUGGAGUCACGAUUUUUCCAACUUGAUCUGGUGCAUCCUGCAGUAUACAAGGCUGGAUUACAGUAUUUAGCCAAAGAUAUUAUUGGGGGCAAUGCACGUUGCAUUGCAAUGCUUCAAUCUUUCAAGGAAGCCAUUAAAGACUACUCCACACCACCAGAAAAAACUCUUGUGAGAGAUUUAACUGCAAAAAUAAGCAGUUAUGUAUCAUUCUUUAUUGAAUGUAGGCCACUUUCUAUCAGCAUGGGAAAUGCAAUUAGGUUUGUUAAGAGCCGUAUAACAAAGCUAGCAUUAACUCUUUCUGAAUUAGAAGCGAAAGCUGCACUUUGUUCAGAUAUCGAGCGUUUCAUAAAUGAAAAGAUAUUACUUGCUGAGAAGGUCAUAGUUGGACACGCUGUUACAAAGAUUAGGGAUGGAGACGUGCUUCUUACUUAUGGAUCAUCAAGUGUGGUUGAGAUGAUUCUGUUACAUGCUCACGAGAUGGGGAAACAGUUCCGAGUCGUAGUAGUAGACUCACAUCCAAAGCUGGAAGGCCAAGCAUUAAUUCGGAGGCUGGUCUCAAAUGGCCUGAGCUGUACAUACUGUCAUAUUAAUGCUGUUUCUUAUAUUAUGAAUGAGGUUACACGAGUUUUUCUGGGGGCCGCCUCUGUAUUGUCCAAUGGAACUGUACAUUCGAGGGUUGGGACUGCAUCUGUUGCAAUGGUUGCUCAUGCUUUCCGUGUUCCAGUUUUGAUCUGCUGUGAAGCCUAUAAAUUUCAUGAAAGGGUACAGCUUGAUUCAAUCUGCUCUAAUGAACUAGGCGAUCCAGACGCCAUUACAGACAUUCCUGGGAGAGUGGAUGUGAAUUAUCUGAAUAAUUGGGCCAAAAAGGAAAAUCUGCAGCUUCUAAAUUUGAUGUAUGAUUCUACUCCUUCAGAUUAUAUCUCCAUGAUUGUCACAGACUAUGGAAUGAUCCCAACCACUAGUGUACCUGUCAUUGUGCGCGAGUAUCGAAGAGAACAUUUAUUCAUUUAGAAAAUAUUCAUGAGCUUUGUCGUUGGAUCAAUAAAGCUCUUCAUUUUUUGUGAUUUUCCUUAGAAAUGAUACUCUAAAAUUUUUCAACAUGUGGUUAUCUCUUUGUCAUUAUUUACUUUUUGAAUUGAAAUAUUAGGGCUCAUCAGUCUUGAUGGUAUUCAAAUUUUGUUAAGUUAACAUGUCUCCUCAGUCAAAGAGUGCACCAUUUCGCCUCUCCUGAAGUACUUGUAUGUAUGUAUAUAUGGUUGACUUGUCUCUCAGACGUGCAAGUUUCCAACACAGUUGGUGGUAACGAAUUGCUUAUUAAGUUUUUUUCUGCGAA